AUGGCAUAUCCACCAAGGUCGCAGGUUGGGCCAGCGAUGAAUAGCACGGCUGCCGAAAUCGGCCCAUUGAUGGAGGAGCAGAUUCCCGCGCCUGCUGCACAUGUGAACAAGCGCGAUAUUGUUCAUUUCGAUAUGGACCAUCAGAACGUUUUCAUGCUGGACGAAGAAGACCGUCGACCAAUUCCUUUCUUCCAAGUAGCAGACUUCGGCCUCUCGCACACACCUGAUGAGACCCGCAGCGACAUCCCAAGAGCAGGCCCCCCAUACAACAUGGCGCAGAAAGUUGAGAUCUGGGGCAAUCGAGUUUUAGGAAAGGAUGGUUGGAAUGUACCGGAGCAAUUCACCACAGACUGGGACAAGGACGCACAGAUCCAGAACAUUUGGACGUAUGGGAGCGAAGUUGAGCAGCAAAUAUACAGGGAUGUAUACGGAGAUGGGCUCUGCGGGCUGGUGGCUAAGUGCCUAGCAGUCAGGCCCAGCGACCGGCCGACGCUUCAGGAGCUCCGCACAAGUUUAGACUUCCUAAAACCUGCUGGUUUGACUGAUACCGACAGGGCUUGGGCGACGAGAUUCUUCGGUCUCCCACCGGCUCCGAGAACGACACCGCUGGCGGAGGCUCUCGGCUGA
Molecule: messenger RNA, 627 nt
Organism: Diaporthe batatas
Lineage: Eukaryota; Fungi; Ascomycota; Sordariomycetes; Diaporthales; Diaporthaceae
Exons: 4
Coding region: 1-627 (208 amino acids)
Biological process (GO): protein phosphorylation
Molecular function (GO): ATP binding; protein kinase activity
Source: RefSeq, a predicted model, not a curated record